Molecule: messenger RNA, 3322 nt
Organism: Manis javanica (Malayan pangolin)
Lineage: Eukaryota; Metazoa; Chordata; Mammalia; Pholidota; Manidae
Gene: TRPV1
Product: transient receptor potential cation channel subfamily V member 1
Biological process (GO): calcium ion import across plasma membrane
Cellular component (GO): plasma membrane
Molecular function (GO): protein binding; calcium channel activity
Source: RefSeq, a predicted model, not a curated record
UUGGGCCACAGAGGAUCUGGCAAGGAUGAAGAAAUGGGGGAGCUCCGACUCAGGGGAGUCUGAGGACCCGCUCCAAGAGGACCUCUGCCCAGACCCUCUGGAUGUACACCCUAACUCUAGGCCAGCUCCAGCCAAGCCCCACAUCUUCCCCACGGCCAGGAGCCGCAGUCGGCUCUUUGGGAAGUGUGACUCAGAGGAGGCUUCUCCUAUGGACUGCUCUUACGAGGAAGGCCAGUUGGUCUCCUGCCCAGCCAUCACAGUCAGCCCUGUUGUCAUCAUCCAGAGGCCUGGGGAUGGCCCCACCUGUGCCAGGCAGCCAUCCCAGGACUCUGUCCCUGUUGGCUCCAAGAAGAGCCCCAAGCUCUAUGAUCGUAGGAAGAUCUUUGAAGCUGUGGCUCAGAAUAACUGCAAGGAGCUGGAGAGCCUGCUGGUGUUCCUGCAGAAGAGCAAGAAGCACCUCAUGGACAGCGAGUUCAAAGACCCAGAGACAGGGAAGACCUGUCUGCUCAAAGCCAUGCUCAACCUGCAUGAUGGGCAGAAUGACACCAUCCCACUGCUCCUGGAGAUUGCCAGGCAGACAGACAGCCUGAAAGAGCUUGUCAAUGCCAGCUACACAGAUAGUUAUUAUAAGGGCCAGACAGCACUGCAUAUUGCCAUUGAGAGGCGGAACGUGGUACUGGUAACCCUUCUGGUGGAGAAUGGGGCAGACGUCCAGGCUGCGGCCAAUGGAGACUUCUUUAAGAAAACCAAAGGGCGGCCUGGCUUCUACUUUGGUGAGCUUCCCCUCUCCCUGGCUGCAUGCACCAACCAGCUGGGCAUCGUGCAGUUCCUGCUGCAGAACUCCUGGCAGCCGGCAGACAUUAGUGCCAGGGACUCGGUGGGCAAUACAGUCCUCCACGCGCUGGUGGAGGUGGCUGACAACACGACCGACAACACCAAGUUUGUGACGAGCAUGUACAAUGAGAUUCUGAUCCUGGGGGCCAGGCUCCACCCUACCCUGAAGCUGGAGGAGCUCACCAACAAGAAGGGGCUGACGCCGCUGGCUCUGGCUGCCGAGAGUGGGAAGAUCGGGGUAUUGGCCUAUAUUCUCCAGAGGGAGAUCCAGGAGCCCGAGUGCAGGCACCUGUCCAGGAAGUUCACUGAGUGGGCCUAUGGGCCCGUGCAUUCCUCACUCUAUGACCUGUCCUGCAUCGACACCUGCGAAAAGAACUCUGUGCUGGAAGUGAUCGCCUACAGCAGCAGUGAGACUCCUAAUCGCCAUGACAUGCUGUUGGUGGAGCCGCUGAACCGACUGCUGCAGGACAAGUGGGAUAGAUUUGUCAAGCGCAUCUUCUACUUCAACUUCUUCGUCUACUGCUUGUAUAUGAUCAUCUUCACGACGGUCGCCUACCACAGGCCUGUGCAAGGCUUGCCUCCCUAUCAACUGGAAAACACCGCUGGGGACUAUUUCCGAGUCACUGGAGAGAUUCUUUCAGUAUCAGGGGGAAUCUACUUUUUUUUCCGAGGGAUUCAGUAUUUCCUUCAGAGGCGGCCAUCACUGAAGACCUUGUUUGUGGACAGCUACAGUGAGAUGCUUUUUUUUGUGCAGUCGCUGUUCAUGCUGGGGUCUGUGAUGCUGUACUUCUGCCAUCGCAAGGAGUAUGUGGCCUCCAUGGUGUUCUCCCUGGCCAUGGGCUGGACCAACAUGCUGUACUAUACCCGCGGCUUCCAGCAGAUGGGCAUCUAUGCUGUCAUGAUUGAGAAGAUGAUCCUGAGAGACCUGUGUCGCUUCAUGUUCGUCUACCUGGUUUUCUUGUUCGGGUUCUCCACAGCGGUGGUGACACUGAUUGAGGAUGGGAAGAAUAACUCUGUGGCUGAGCCCCCAUCACAUAGGUGGCGAUGGCCUGGCUGCCGGCCACCAGACAGUUCCUACAACAGCCUGUACUCCACGUGUCUGGAGCUGUUCAAGUUCACUAUCGGUAUGGGUGACCUGGAGUUCACCGAGAACUAUGACUUCAAGGCUGUCUUCAUCAUCCUGCUGCUGGCCUACGUGAUUCUCACCUACAUUCUCCUGCUCAACAUGCUCAUCGCCCUCAUGGGUGAGACUGUCAACAAGAUUGCGCAGGAGAGCAAGAACAUCUGGAAGCUACAGAGAGCCAUCACCAUUUUGGAUACGGAGAAGAGCUUCCUUAAGUGUAUGAGGAAGGCCUUUCGCUCGGGCAAGCUGUUGCAGGUGGGGUACACACCUGACGGCAAGGACGACUACAGGUGGUGUUUUAGGGUGGAUGAGGUCAACUGGACCACCUGGAACACCAACGUGGGCAUCAUCAAUGAAGACCCUGGAAACUGCGAGGGUGUCAAGCGCACCCUGAGCUUCUCGCUGCGGUCAGGCAGAGUUUCAGGGAGAAACUGGAAGAACUUUGCUCUUCCCCUUUUAAGAGAUGCAAGUACUCGAGAAAGGCAUACUACCCAGUCCGAGGAAGCUCACCUGAGGCACUUUGCAGGGUCCCUCAAGCCGGAAGAUGCUGACAACUUCAAGGACCCUGCUGUGUUAGGGGAGAAGUAAGGGACCCCCACAGGCUGCUCUCAAUGCUGUUGGGCUUUAGGAUACCCCACUGCUGCCAGGGGACUGUGCAGGGAUCCCCCCAGGGUGCUCUCAGCAGCCUGGCCUGGUCUGCACCUGCCCAGACACUUUCCUAGACUGCACUGGGCGAGUUGUGGGGAGCAUAGCUGGGUGCAUGGAAUGAGGUGAUCAUCCGGCCUCCACUGUCCCCGAUUGACUCUCCUAACAGGAAUAGGGUUUUGCUUUCACGUUUUUACUGACUAUUAAGUAUUGUGAAUGACAAAUCUCUCUGUGGACAUAUGCAAUGCCCCUAUUUAUUUCUAUUUUAUUUUAUUUCUAAUUUAUAUAAAUUUUCUACUUUUAUUCCUGGGAAUAAAAGUAAAUGAGGCCUAAGAAAACACCUUUUAAAACAAAAUACUCCCUUUGAUGUAAAAUGCUGAAGACUUUCUUCUCUGUUGUGCUUAAUAUCCCCCCUGUUCAGAGUGGUCUGGGGGGUGAUGUCAUCUACUCCUCAGAUAAAGUAGACUAAGCUGGUCCCAUGCCCAGCUCUGCCAGAAUCCAGUUUUCCCAGAGUGACUUCAUCAUUCCAGGUGACAACUCACAGUUCCAAAAAUAUUAGCUCUAUUGCCGUUCAGAUAAAGUACAAAACCUACAUCCCAAAGCCACAUGGCAAGAAUCUUUCAAGUGACCUUUCAUUUGUAGUGACCUUAGUCUUGCUCCCCUAUAGAGGUACACACUUCCACCUCCAUCCAUCCUGUCAAUUCAUCAGCUAAAUAAAUA